Messenger RNA from Ipomoea triloba (trilobed morning glory), 1913 nucleotides. Its product is annotated as lipoamide acyltransferase component of branched-chain alpha-keto acid dehydrogenase complex, mitochondrial. Lineage: Eukaryota; Viridiplantae; Streptophyta; Magnoliopsida; Solanales; Convolvulaceae. The coding region runs from base 183 to 1733 and encodes 516 amino acids. Gene Ontology annotation, molecular function: lipoic acid binding; acetyltransferase activity. The record is from RefSeq and is a predicted model, not a curated record. The transcript has 8 exons. Gene Ontology annotation, cellular component: cytoplasm; mitochondrion.
GUCGUGGUGUCGAUAAACACGUACUACGCAUUUAGCAACGUCUACUACAAGAAUGAAGAAUACAAGGCCGCCAGCUCUAUAAAUUUUUUGUACUGAUUAACUACUGAUCGCCAAAUUACGUGUUUUGUGCCCAUACUCCAAUCCUCAAUUCUUCUUCCGGUCGAAAUUAAAUUCAUAUAGGGAUGCUUAGCCGGCAAAUUUACCGGAAAAAUUUCUGGUGUUCUUCCGGCCGGCGGUGGUUCUAUUCUCAUUCCACUGCUGCAACGUCGCCGGUAGCCUCCGGUGGCGGGAGGGCAUGGAGAACUGCUCCUGUUGACGGAUGUUAUACGCCAGCUCACUCCACUCGAUGCGCUGCGACGUCGUUUAGCUCCUUUGAUAGGCUCGCCACUUUGAAUGUUACACUUGGCCUUAGAGGCCAUUGCUUUUCAACUCAAGCUGUGGUUUGUGAUCCCGUGGGUGGGAUAGUGGAUGUGCCUUUAGCUCAAACUGGUGAAGGGAUCGCUGAAUGUGAACUUAUAAGAUGGUUUGUUCAGGAGGGAGACCAAGUUGAAGAAUUUCAACCACUUUGUGAAGUCCAGAGUGACAAGGCUACCAUAGAAAUAACAAGCCGCUACAAAGGAAAAGUUUCUUGCAUUCUCCAUGUUCCUGGGAACAUUGUGAAGGUUGGAGAGACUCUGUUGAAAAUGGCAGUGGAUGAAAUUUCUGGUCCUACUCAGGUUGCAGAUGCUUCAGAAAAUAUUAAAGAAAUGAAUAGCGUGGCAAGUAGCUUAGAUGAUCAAUGUUCUGCAGUUGGAAAUACCAAGAUUGGUGGUGUACUUUCCACUCCUGCUGUCCGUAACCUUGCAAAACAGUAUGGUGUAGACAUAAGUGUUGUCCACGGAACUGGUAAGGAUGGAAGGGUACUUAAAGAGGAUAUCCUAAAAUAUGCAGGAAUCAUAAAGGAAACACCAGCAUUCUCAAGUCCUGCAGAACAGUCACAAAGUGGGGAUGAGAAAUGCCCUAAGAUUUCAACUUCUCAUGGAUUGGAUUAUAAAGACAAGACAAUACCCUUAAGGGGAUUCCAGCGUGCCAUGGUUAAAUCAAUGACCAUUGCUGCAAAAAUUCCUCAUUUUCAUUAUGUUGAAGAGAUAAAUUGUAAUGCACUUGUAGAGCUCAAAGGAUCAUUCCAAAAGGAAAACUCUGAUCCAGAAGUCAAACACACUUUUCUUCCUUUCUUAAUAAAGUCUCUUUCCAUGGCUUUGAAUAAAUAUCCCAUGCUAAACAGUUGCUUCAAAGAGGAACUUUAUGAGGUCACUGUUAAAGGAUCUCACAACAUUGGGAUUGCAAUGGCUACUCCACAUGGUUUAGUUGUUCCAAACAUAAAGAAGGUGCAGUCGUUAUCAAUCUUGGAGAUAACGAAGGAACUUUCAAGACUGCAAAAGUUGGCAUUGGAUAACAAGCUUGACCCAGACGAUGUAUCUGGUGGGACUUUUACUUUAAGCAACAUUGGAGCCAUUGGAGGAAAGUACGGUUCCCCCCUUAUUAACUCACCCGAAGUUGCCAUCAUUGCGAUGGGGCGGAUCCAAAAGAUCCCCCAAUUUGCCGAAGAUGGAAAUGUGUAUCCUGCUUCAGUAUUGACGGUAAAUGUAGGUGCUGAUCAUAGAGUCCUCGAUGGAGCUACGGUUGCAAAGUUCUGCAAUGAAUGGAAACAAUAUAUUGAGAAACCUGAGCUUCUGAUGUUGCAUACGAGAUGAGGCAUCUACUUAUUCCAGUUGUCCGUCCUAUAAGAAAAGGGCGAACUUUUUAAAUUGUGAGAAUCGAUUAAUCGUCCACCGUUUUCUCCUAUUUUCUGUAGACCAAAACUAAGAAAAAGAAAAAAUAAUACUCCAUAUUAGUUUUCUUUCAUAGGAGCAAUAAACUAUAUCUUAUAACCA